AAAAGGUUACGCGAAGCGUAAGGGAACCUUUGACCAAGAGAAGAGAACGACAAACCAAAGUUAACUCAAAUUGGGUGGACGAAGCGAUUAAACUCAAAUUAGUUCAGAAAGGCGACAUCAAAUUCCAAUUCUCGGAACCUUAAUCCCCCAAAUUCAGAUACUCCAACAUGUCUUCACUUGCAGCUGCACGAGCAGACAACUUUUACUAUCCACCAGAAUGGACCCCAGAUCAGGGUUCUUUGAACAAGUUCCACGGUCAACAUGCUCUGAGGGAAAGAGCAAAGAAAAUAGACCAGGGUAUUUUGAUUAUAAGGUUUGAGAUGCCAUUCAACAUAUGGUGUGGUGGAUGCAACUCUAUGAUAGCAAAGGGUGUUCGGUUUAAUGCAGAAAAGAAGCAAGUGGGAAAUUACUAUUCCACAAAGAUAUGGAGCUUUACUAUGAAGGCUGCAUGUUGUAGACAUGAGAUUGUUAUUCACACAGAUCCAAAGAACUGUGAGUACAUCAUUGUCAGUGGCGCCACGAAAAAAACUGAGGAUUAUGACGUCGAGGAUGCAGAAACUUUUGAACUUCCUGCAGAUGAAGAAAGAGGAAAGCUAGCAGAUCCAUUUUAUCGUCUUGAACACGAAGAACAGGAUUUGAAGAAGAAGAAAGAAGCAGAGCCAGUGUUAGUGCGCCUGCAGCGAUCUUCAGAUGCCCGACAUGCAGAUGACUAUUCUCUAAAUAGGGCUCUCCGGGCCCAACUUAGAGGUCAAAAGAAGAGAAUUGCUGAAGAAGAGGCUGCUUGCAAGAAAAUGGGUCUAGGUGUGCGUCUGCUUCCAGCAUCCAAGGAGGAUUCUGCUGUUGCUUCCAAAGUGAAGUUCUAUUCCAAGUUUGAAAGGAAUAGGAAGGACAAGCGAGCUCUGAUUAAUGCGUGUUCAAUUUUUUCAGAGCCGUCUGGUUCUUCAGCAUCUAAUAAACGACUAGAGCUAGAAUCCAAGAGGAGGAGGAUAAAUGCGACCGCUGCAUCAAACAUUCUGACAGGAGGAUUCAAGCCAUCGUCAUGGUCGAAUGGUGCCGCUGCUCCUUGUAAGCGCAAGGGAAAUUCAAUAACUGCCAGACGUUUCAAGCUUACUGAGAAUAAUAUAUGAUAAUUCAAGAAGGGAAAGAAAAAAUAGUCCCGUUAUACUUAAUUCUGAUGUUUCUUUAUUCCUCUUUUCUUCAUUUUGCUGGUGUUAAGAGUUUUUGUACAUAAGCUUAUGUUAUGUUAAUACUUAAUUGUGUGCGGCAUUGGAUAUAUUGUAUAAUGAUGACCUUUUUGUGAUGGAAAGUAACGGCUGGCCAGCCUUUUGAGAAUCAGAA
Messenger RNA from Humulus lupulus (European hop), 1338 nucleotides. RefSeq lists its product as uncharacterized. Gene Ontology annotation, cellular component: post-mRNA release spliceosomal complex; U2-type spliceosomal complex. The record is from RefSeq and is a predicted model, not a curated record. Bases 168 to 1127 code for a protein of 319 amino acids. NCBI's taxonomy places the organism in Eukaryota, Viridiplantae, Streptophyta, Magnoliopsida, Rosales, Cannabaceae. The transcript is spliced from 7 exons. Gene Ontology annotation, biological process: mRNA splicing, via spliceosome.